AUGGCCUCUCCUGUUGCUGAGGCUUUCGAGGCGGCGAAGAGGGAAUUCCUUUCUUCUACAAGUGAGAAUUCCCAUAAUGUUCUCCAAUUCGCUUCGAUCAAAGCAGUAUAUGACGCCACAGACAAAAUUCAGAGGGAGCAUUCCAAGUCUGGCACGUUGCGAAAUCUUCGCAGGAUCGAACCAUACCUAGACUGCCUGCAGCACUACGCUAAAGUUAUCGAUACCUUUGUGCGGGCGAAACUGGACGUUCUUGCGUUGAUUUGGGGUCCAUUGAGAAUAAUCUUAUUAGCUACAAAAACCUAUAUCGACGGCUAUGAAAAGAUAUGGGACACCAUGGCUCAAGUUGGGGUGCACCUGCCCCAAUAUGAGAAGUACACGGAAAUAUUCAGCCAGGACGACCAUAUGAAGCGCUUCCUUUCUCUUUUUUAUAAAGACAUACUGGAUUUUCAUUCAACAUUACUCGAGUUCUUUGACCUCAACAAGGCUCAAAGAUUUUUUGAAGUUCUUUGGCCCAAAUACUCCCGCAAGAUUCAGUUGAUAAUCGAAAACAUUGCAAAGUACAAAGGCUUGAUGGACAGUCAGGCCAACCUGAACAACAUAGUGGAAGCAGAAGCCGCGCGGGCCGAAUCUUAUCGGGUAUUCGAACAAAUUCAAGACGCUCAUUCACGCGCGGAUUUCGAACAAGUAAAAACCAUACUUUCAGCGAACCUAUAUGACGACGAGCUCGAGAAAGUUCGCGGAAACUAUCGGAUUCUAACUAAAAGUUGGCUGGAGAGUCUGAAUCAAUUCAAGGACUGGGUGGAUCCUAACUGUUCGAGUUCGAGGCUGCUAUGGUUGCAAGGAAUCCUCGGUGCAGGGAAAACAUUCUUGGUGUCCCUUUUCGUCAGGAGGAUGAAGUCCCAGGGCGACCCUCUUGCUUUCGCGUUCCUUUCCUAUCGAGCCCGAAAUGACGACCCUCCUUUACAGGUCUUCCACACUUUCAUGAUUCAACUGGCUAUUGAUAACAAAAUAUUACAGCCAAUGGUAACCCUGGCGUAUAGGAACAACUCCCGUCAGCUCUCCAGCUCUGUAGAGUUUGCUACAAACCUUAUCAAGCAAAUGCUUGAGAUGUUACCGACCACGUAUUUCGUUGUGGACGGUUUGGAUGAUAUUUUGGAGGUUGAACGAAGGUUUCUCCUUGAAAUCAUGCUUCAGCUCCAUGAAGAGCAUGAAAACCUAAAACUCCUCAUUAGUGGUCGACCAGACCAUGACAUCGUCAGAAUGUUAAGUCCCAAGGUCACUCCAAUCCGUGUGGAAGAUGGGAACGGUCAAGAAAUCCAAGCAUAUGUUCAGCAGAGGUCGGAUAGGUGGCUUUCGAGUCUUACUAUAACUCCUGAAGAUAGAGCAGAUAUUAGUACACUCAUGGGAAGCAUUGGAAAAUCCGCAAAAGCUAUAUACAUCAAUGGCUCCACCACCACGUACUCUACACUCUCGUAA
Molecule: messenger RNA, 1476 nt
Organism: Bipolaris oryzae ATCC 44560
Lineage: Eukaryota; Fungi; Ascomycota; Dothideomycetes; Pleosporales; Pleosporaceae
Exons: 6
Coding region: 1-1476 (491 amino acids)
Source: RefSeq, a predicted model, not a curated record